UUGUACUUUUAUUCUGUUUUAAUAUUUUUUAUUAUUUAUGAAUUUAGAUAUGUAAAAGGAUACACCGUGAAAAAAAUACGACAUUUGGGCGACACAGUUUAUUUUUCAUUAGCAACAUCAAGUGAAGCGCAUGAAGUAAUCAAAUUGCUAAAUGGUUUUAAUAUAAAAGGGAGAAUAAUCACUGCGAAAAUUGCUCCUUACGAUGUGAAAUUGUCUCUUAAUAAAAAUCCAUCAAAAAUACGUUCGGCUAAAGAAAUUGUUACUCCACUUGGCGAUUGUGAAUAUGAUAAACAACUUGAACUGAAAAUGCAAGCUGUUAGUCGUGUGGUUAAAAAAUUAAUCAAAGAACUGGAUAAGGCUAACAUUGCUGAGGCAAGGAAAUUGUCUGUUUCCAAGCUUGUGGAACCUAUUCGACCAUCACCUGUUGUUAAGUGUUAUCGCAAUAAGUGUGAAUUUACAGUUGGUCGUACUAUCAAUAAGGAUAUUUGCGUCGGUUUUGUUGGUGGUCGUUUCGCUCUCAAUGAACAUCAUGUAAUUCCUAUUGACACAUGCGAUAACAUUUCUUCACAUAUGAAAAGAAUCGUGAAAACUUUCGAGGAAUUUAUUAUUGGAACAGGUGAACCGCCAUUUGAUGAAUCCGAACGCAAAGGAUGUUGGAGGAUGUUAACUGUUCGAGAAUUCGCUGGAGAUGUUAUGUUGAUUGUAACUGUCUAUCCUCUCGAGGAUCUUGAGAAGGAAAUAUUGCUAAAAAAUUUGUUUAUUGCACAGUUCUUACGGCCUGAGAACUUUAUUGAACCGACGAGAAAAUUCAGAGUAACAUCUUUGUAUUGGCAAAGGCUUAUAAACGCAAGCGAUGCAGCUCAAUACGAGCAUAUUGGUGGAACACCUUACAUUUACGAAACAAUCCUUAACAUACAAUUUCGUGUUUCACCUGCGGCCUUUUUUCAAACAAACAGUUCUUGUGCUGCUGUCCUUUAUUCACUUAUAGUUGAGAAAUGCGGAUUCAUUAACAGUGAUAUUCUUGCUAAAUAUGUGGUGUCAGAAGAAGAAUUGUGUAGUGAAAAUGAUGCAAUGAAGCAACCAGAUGAGAAAAAGAGGAAGAUCGUUUCAACAUUGAAAUCUGAUCAAGCAUUAUUCAACACCUUGUUGUUAGAUAUAUGCUGUGGCACUGGCACGAUCGGUAUUUGCGUGCUGAAGCUACUGAAAUGUAGAGGAAAAAGAUAUCUUAUUGGUAUCGAAUGUGUUCAUGAUGCAGUUGAAGAUGCAAGAAGCAAUGCUAUUGCUAAUGGAUUUGAUGGCGAUGAGUUUCAAUUCAUUACUGGAAAAGCAGAAGUAAUUCUUCCUAAUAUCAAACAGUACAUCCCUGCUUCUUUCAAUCUUUCAUCUUCAAAAGUUAUUGGAAUUCUCGAUCCACCACGAGCAGGUGUUCCUGUCAAAGUCAUACAAGGAUGUCGUAAACUAUCAGAUUUGUGCCGGCUCAUUUAUGUGUCAUGCAACCCUUCAUUGGUGAAAAAGAAUUUAGUUGAUCUGUGCAGGCCUACAUCAAAAAAAUAUGAAGGAAAACCAUUUUGCAUAAAAUCGAUCACACCUGUGGAUAUGUUUCCGAAAACGAGUCAUUGCGAGUGUGUAAUAUACCUUGAAAGAUAA
Messenger RNA from Dracunculus medinensis (Guinea worm), 1647 nucleotides. The record is from the annotation of a GenBank genome assembly. Lineage: Eukaryota; Metazoa; Nematoda; Chromadorea; Rhabditida; Dracunculidae.